Molecule: messenger RNA, 1248 nt
Organism: Metopolophium dirhodum (rose-grain aphid)
Lineage: Eukaryota; Metazoa; Arthropoda; Insecta; Hemiptera; Aphididae
Product: general transcription factor II-I repeat domain-containing protein 2-like
Exons: 5
Coding region: 1-1248 (415 amino acids)
Source: RefSeq, a predicted model, not a curated record
AUGAUAGCCAAGUGUAAUCGUCCAUUCAACGACUCUGAGUUUAUAAAAAAAUGUAUGUUAGCCGUUGUAAAUGAAAUAUGCCCUGAGAAAAAAAAACAAUUUGAAGACAUCAGUCUCUCAGCUAGGACCUGUGUUAGACGUACCGAAGAGUUAGGAACAAAUUUAAUAUUCAAACUGAAAGAAAAAGUUUCUAAAUUUGAUUGUUUUUCUAUCGCAACUGACGAAAGUACUGAUGUUAAAUUAGCUGAAUUAUGUAGUUUGAAGGGAACUACAACGGGAGAAGACUUAUUUAUCGAAAUUGACAAAACAUUUAAAAAACUUGGAUUAAGUUGGAACAAACUAGUUAGUGUUACUACAGACGGUGGUAGAAAUAUGAGUGGAAUUAAUAAAGGAUUAAUUGGGAGAAUAAAUGCGAAAAUGGUGGAAGAAAGACAUGAAGCACCUAUGAUAUUUCAUUGCAUCAUACAUCAAGAGGCAUUAUGUUGCAAAGUUUUAGCAUGGAAAGAUGUAAUGAAUAUUGUAGUAUCGAUGGUUAACUACAUACGCAAAAAUGCUUUGGCACAUCGUCAAUUCAAAAUAUUUUUGGGAGAAUGCGAUGCUGAAUAUGGGGAUGUAAUAUAUUUUUCCGAAGUAAGGUGGUUGAAAAAAGGAAAAAUUGUACCAGAAUUAUCAAAUGAAAAGUGGGUUCUUAAUCUGGCAUUUUUAACUGAUAUAACAACUUUAUUAAAUGAGCUGAAUACAAAACUGCAAGUGAAAUUAAAAUUAUUACACAAACAUAUUAAUGAACAGCACUUGGAUCAUUUUGUAUGCUGUAAAACUGUAUUAGAAUCAACCAAAUCAACUUUAAAUUGGGAAACUACAAAAAUUAAUUUUUUAAAUAUAAUAGAAAACCUACAAAAUGAAUUUUCAAUACGAUUUUCUGAUUUUUACAUGGAAGUCAUAGAAUUGCAAAACAACGAUAUUCUUAAAAAUGCUUUUAAAGAAAGUAAUGACCUAAAAAUAUUUUAUUCAAGUCUUUCUGAAAUAGAUUUUAAAGGCAUUAAAAGUUUUCCUAAAAAAAUGAUUACUGCUUUUGGUAGCACAUAUAUUUGUGAGCAGACAUUCUCAAUACUUAAAUUCCGAAAAAAUAAAUAUUGUUCACGGUUAAGCGAUGAACACUUGAACGCUGUUUUAAGGAUAUCAACAUCCAAUUUAAAAGCGGAUAUAAAUGAAUUGGCGGGAAAAAUUCAACCUCAAAAAUCACACUAG